AUGCACUCUGCGCCAUCGACGUACGCGACACACAUACCGCCGUCCUCGACGUGUAGCGUCUCAACCCCGAUCCCGAGCUCGAUCACGGAUUCGGCAUCCUCGCUCGACAACCUAGCAUCAAGUGCGGGACCCAGACCUCUGCCGAGUCCACCUCCACCCAACCUACUGUGCAACAAGCGUCGAGCACCUCUGAGCCAACCCUCGUCACCGCAGAACAUCACCAAACGAACUCAGGUCAGUGGCCUUCCCCGCGCCCUUUGUUCCGAGAUCUGUCCGACCGUUUCAUUUUGGCUGACAGACAUGUUCAUCAUCAUCAUUAUACUGUAUGCUCAUCCCGCGCAUCGCGCCCAGGUCUCUACCAACACGCCUCCGGCUCUACGCGUUCUGCCUCGUCUUCUCUUCACGACCCUCAACGCCGCUGCCACCACCGCACCGAGUUCGACCAUGUCGCGGCGCACACCCACAAGCUCUCCUACGAGAACGACAUUCGCCCCCACCACCCCUCCUUCGCUCUCCCCUCGCGUCGGAGCGAUCAGCAUCAACGGCGGUAGUCCGGAGCGACGCGCCUCGCCGACGCUCAAGAACUCGCCUUUGUCCGGAUCCAGGCUCAGCGCGCCAACUUCUCCCAGCCGGAUAGCAUUACCAUCGGCGUCGACAUCACCGCGUGCUCCGUUGGCCCUCGAUCUUGGAUUAGCAGCUUUCACAACACGGCAUCGAGUCAUCUCUGAACAUGCGUUCCAACCCAAUGCGAUGAACGACGACGCUGCGCCGAGCCUGUUCGUUCAACCCGCUUCGCCGGCUAUCGGCGCGGAUCCGAUCGAACCCACCGUCUCGCUUCCUACGCGUGGAACUCCUGCCGAGUCGACCUCUAUCGCUGUACCGAAAGGUUUCUCGUUACCUCCUGGGCCACCGAGCCCUGGUGGGGGGCUUGCCGCGAGGCGGAUGCUCAACAAGAAGCGGCUUUCGCUCCUCGUCCCCGGCGCAUCUUCAACAGCGGCAUCGGGAGCACUCUCACCGCUCAGCCCACUUGAAAACGUCACAUUCGGGCAUCUAUCUCUCCCCGAAGCCUCUGAAGAUGACGAGGCCGAAACACGGUCUUUACCUCCGACCCCAGGCGUAUCGUUGCAGUCCUUUAUUGGCCCCGAAGGCGCGGAGCAGGAGGAUCGGACGAUCGGUCGGUUGAUGCUCGCCGAUCGACUGGCGAUGAAGCAGCAGGCCGACGAGAUGCGAGAACAGAUGCGAGGAGGGCGGAAUAUGAAGCGCAGGACGUCGAUCCCUCGACUUCAACUCGGUGGACCGGGGGCGGCUUCGGGCCCGAAACCUCUACUCAUUGUGCCCAAGGGUAUUGGGAGUGUUCCUUCAUCGUCUUCCUUGUCGGUCUCAGUAGGUCAGAGCGCCAGUACCUCGACCUCUUCUUCUUCGUCAUCGACUUCGACUGUACAGCUUCUGAGGAAGAACGACACGGAACGGAGAGGCGUCAAUGGUACCGACGAGCCAGGAGAGGAGUACCCCUACGCCCUUGGCCCUCGUGAAAUCGUGCCAGGUAUCUACUUGGGGAGUGAGCAGAACGCGCGCGAUCCGGCCGUCUUGGCCAAGUGGGGCUUUGGAUUUGUCUUGAACGUCGCGAAAGAGGUCGAUUGUCCAUGGGUCGAGGAUGCCGCGCUGGUCGCGCCACCCCUCGAGCUACGGAGCUCGGGCGCUUCGGUCAAGUUCGUUGACGAGGAGAGAGCAUUGUUGCCGCCACCGACCUUCUCUUUGUCUCGGACGCCGAGUGAGGAGACUACACCCCGCGCUUCGACUUCGACCACAGGAGUAGAUGCGCUCCAGCCUGCCCGUAGCAAGUCGUCCCACCGGCGGACAAAGACCCAGGGCGUGAUCGUCGUUCCCGAACCGAGCCUCCCCGCUCGGCCAGGCUUUGUUCGACCGACCGUGUCGACGCCUAAUCUUCAAUCCAUCUUCACCGCUUCCACCGUCUCCCCACCCAAUGCCGAUGUCCCGACACCAUUCGUCGAUCCCUCUGUCGCUGCCACACCUCUUGACCUUCUCACACCAGCCGCGUCACCCUCCCUGCGUCGUGGCUCACCGCGAUUGCGUCGAAAGUCGCAGAUGGACGUCGAUGCGGCGCCCGAUGGGUCGAUCAAGUUUCCCGCGAAUCCGACAUCGGGUCGACCCGAGAUUGAUUAUCUAUGGCUCAAGGUAGGUCUCGAGUAUGUAUGUGCGUGCUAUUACCAGGGGCUUUGAGCUGACGUGACCUGUUUGUGCAUCGCAGUGGGGUCACGACGAGUCCGACCUGGUGGAGGCACGCAAGUUCCAAGCCGCCUUCGACUUCCUUGAUCGAGCUCGAGCUACCGACGGCGGCAAGGGGCGAGUGCUGGUGCAUUGCCAAUGCGGCGUAUCGCGUAGUGCGACGGUCGUCAUCGCGUACUGCAUGCGGGAAGCGGCUCGGGCGCUCAAGGAAGGUCGACACCUUCCCGAACUCGCUGGGUGUACGGGCAUGCACGAUACCUACUCUUUCGUCAAGGAGAAGUCGGAAUGGGUUGGACCGAAUCUGGGUCUCGUCUUCCAACUCGUGGGGUAUGAGCGUGCAUUGCGGGGCGACACGGGCGUGAGGGACGAUGAAGAAGAGCCACCGUUCCCCGACUAUGCGGAGGAACGCGCCGCGGCCGAGGCCAAGUUGGCACCCUGGACCUCGAAGCAGGUCGAGAGUACGAGUAGUCCCAAAACCCCAAUUUCGAGUCAUGGUUCUUUGACGUCGGAAUCACACCUUUCGACACCGGAGACGAUCGACUCGCAAAUCGUUCCCCGGACAUCGGCGAAGACAACCGUUUUGCCUCUCGGAAGCAAUGGGUCAUUCGCUUCUGCACGACCGCCCGUGGCGAUUCAGCAGGAGAUUGAUGAUCAGAACUCGAGCAGCCUGGGUCGAUUGACAGAGGCGAUUCACAUUGACGGGACAUUUGACGAGACCUUGACGCCCGAGGCAGGACGCGAGAUCUUCUCUCCUCAACCACAAACCUCUUUCGUCCUCCCCCUUCCUGGCUCGAACCGCACGAACGAUUGCCCGCAACUGCUGUCAUUAGACUUGGAUGGGGCUCGAGUGUCACCUACGACGACGAGGAAGCCGAUCGGGUUACCUACAUUCUCCAAGCCGACGUUGCCCCGCUCGGAUUCAGCGAGCAGGCUGAAAGGCAUCCUCAGUCGAUUCGUCUUCUCCGACGGGCUUUCGACCGACCUAACGGCGUCACACUCGCCAGCGACCGAGACCAACUUACCCAUGAUGGAUUCACUACCCGAGGAUGAGCUAUCGACCGGUACGAGUCUCGGUGCGGGCAAGCGACUUUCGUUUGGGAAUUUGCAGACCCCUUCGGAACGACGCAUGUCGCACAAACGUGUCUUCUCGGAUACGAUCCAAGUCCCUGCUUCGUUCCUCAUGUCGACGAGGGAGCAGCCGGAUUCAUGA
This is a messenger RNA of Microbotryum saponariae, 3457 nucleotides long. The record is from the annotation of a GenBank genome assembly. NCBI's taxonomy places the organism in Eukaryota, Fungi, Basidiomycota, Microbotryomycetes, Microbotryales, Microbotryaceae.